UCCGUAUUUUAAUGUUUUAUAUAAACUUCCUGUUUCCGUAAAGGUGAAAACAAUCAAAUCUCAAAGAGAAAAGCUUUUUGUAUUUCAUUGAAGCAUCGUCAACUGCUGAUGACAACGAUGCCUCUUUAUGUCAACAUCUUAACACCAGCAACUUCAAGAUUAUUAACGAGUUUUGGCAGCUCUCGACUCCAUCAAAUGUUGAGAAACACACACCGAAGAUGCUUGUCGACGUUACGACUUGGAAAUACUCGAUGUCAAACUCGUACUGCAUUGGACAAAUUAAGUGCUUCUAUAAUAAUGGCAAGGGGUGCACAAUUGACUUCACAGUACAUUCGCAUCCCUGCCUUUUGUUUGUCAGUACAAGGAUUCACUACCAGCUCACAAAGUAACGGCAUGUCACCUGGAGAAAUGAAAAGACAACUCCAGUCUGAUUCUGGAAUGUAUGGUGUGAAAAUUCAAGGACGAACAUAUGAUAUAAGAAAUACGUCAAAACUUGUGACCUCAUUCUCGUAUUUACCUGGAUAUGAGCUGAACAGGCUAUGGCUUUUACAUGUGUUUCCACAAUAUUAUUUAGGAAAAAUUGAUACAGUUUUCUCUGCACAAGAAUUCAUUGGGGGAGCAGACAUGGCUGUGGAACCCAUACUCGAGGCUGCUGGAAGCGGAAACUUCGAAGAACUUUAUAACUUCAUGGAUGAAGAGACUGUAGAGGAGAUGAAGAUUAACCGCAAGAAUGUUAAUGUAGAACUAGUCAAUAUGCUGACACAAGAUGUCAUCUGUGACAUGGCAUUUCAGAACGAACGCACACUGUGUUCAUGUGAUAUUGAACAGCUUAAUGACGGAGGGUCCUCACGAGUCAGCAUAACUGGCGUUCUGCGAGGUGAUGCCAUGAUUUCCACAGAGAUGGGUCAGCACCUGUACCGGGCCAUCUCCCCUACAUAUACAUGGAUCAGCAGACCACACGAAAUCCCUAUGAACCUAAACAUCCAUUUCCUAUUUAGGUGUGUUAGGGAGUAUACUGACGAUGAAGCACACCAGGACUGGGUCAUCAACGGAUUCACCUUCACCUUGGAUGUCCCCGACCUGUUUAUAGCCUACAUACUUUAAUUGUGGAUUAUACUUAUGAUGAUUAAAUUGAUACUGACUUUCA
Messenger RNA from Mizuhopecten yessoensis (Yesso scallop), 1147 nucleotides. RefSeq lists its product as uncharacterized. The record is from RefSeq and is a predicted model, not a curated record. Lineage: Eukaryota; Metazoa; Mollusca; Bivalvia; Pectinida; Pectinidae. The transcript has 5 exons. The coding region runs from base 109 to 1104 and encodes 331 amino acids.